Messenger RNA from Miscanthus lutarioriparius, 801 nucleotides. The record is from the annotation of a GenBank genome assembly. NCBI's taxonomy places the organism in Eukaryota, Viridiplantae, Streptophyta, Magnoliopsida, Poales, Poaceae.
AUGUCCAAGCCAAGGUUGGACGGCAAGGUAGCGAUCGUGACGGGCGGCGCGAGCGGAAUCGGCGAGGCGGCGGCGCGGCUGUUCGCGUCGAGCGGCGCCACGGUGGUGAUCGCGGACGUGCAGGACGCUCUGGGCGAGGCGGUGGCGGCGUCGGUCGGGUCCGACCGGUGCACGUACGCGCGGUGCGACGUGACGGAGGAAGCGCAGGUGGAGGCGACGGUGGCGCGCGUGGUGGCGGCGCACGGGCGGCUGGACGUGAUGCUGAGCAACGCCGGGGUGCUGCUCCCGACGGGGUCGGUGAUGGACAUGGACCUGGCGCAGCUGGACCGCGUGAUGGCCGUCAACUUCCGCGGCGCGGCGGCGUGCGUGAAGCACGCGGCGCGCGCGAUGGUGGCGUCCGGUUCCGGCGGCGGCGCCAUCGUGUGCACGGCGAGCGUGGCGUCGCUGCAGGGCGGGUUCGGCCCGGCGUCGUACACGGCGUCCAAGCACGCCCUGCUGGGCCUGGUGCGCGCCGCGGCCGGGGAGCUGGGGCGACACGGCGUGCGCGUCAACUGCGUGUCCCCCGGCGGCGUCGCCACGCCCCUGAGCUGCGCGCUCAUGGGCGUGGGGCCCCGCGAGCUGGAGGCCAUGACGGUGCCGCACAACGUCCUGCAGGGGAAGGUGCUGCGGGCGGAAGACGUCGCGGAGGCCGCGCUGUUCCUGGCGUCCGACCAGGCCGCCUUCAUCAGCGGCCACAACCUCGUCGUCGACGGCGCCACCACCGCCGUCAACGCCGCCGUGCUGCACACCGUCGGGCUGUGA